AUGCCUCCGGCCUUGGCCCUCCUGCUGCUGCUGGGCCUGGGCGCCCGCGGAGGCGGGGGCUGCCUGCAGUGCGAGGUCACGGUGGUGGAUGCCCUGAAGCAGCUCCGCGGGGCCCUCAUCCCCCAGCGCUUCCACCUGCAGGAGCUGCGCACCCGCGCGCAGGUCCUGCUGUUGGCCAUGGAGGGGCCUUUCUUCCGGGACUACUCGCUGCACGCGUUUGUGGGGAAAGUGGGCUUAGAUCCUCUGGAACAGGUGGUGACCUUCCUCAGGAAUGAAACGAACACCGUGCAGCGGAGUUCUCUGAGAGGAUUUUCUGACAUGCAAGUUGCAUCUCCCAUGAGAGGUGAGAAAGAGAAAGGAGCAAAAUACCAAGAUUUGGGGACUAAGAAAAGAGAAUCCCGGCCCCGCCUUCUGCUAUGCUGGAGAAGACUCUGGAGCUGGAAGAGCGCUGACAAGAGAAUAUCAGAGGUGCAGUGUGGCAUUUAUUGAGUGUGCCUUGCAAGUGGAGAUCCUGAGUGGACAG
Molecule: messenger RNA, 523 nt
Organism: Talpa occidentalis (Iberian mole)
Lineage: Eukaryota; Metazoa; Chordata; Mammalia; Eulipotyphla; Talpidae
Gene: IZUMO2
Product: IZUMO family member 2
Exons: 3
Coding region: 1-489 (162 amino acids)
Source: RefSeq, a predicted model, not a curated record